AUGAAUGCCUCUGAGAUUGGCCUUUUUGAGAAAAAACUUGGCCCUCGACAGCUGAUGCACUCCCCAGCUAUAGGGGCCUCAAGAGGAUUAGCAAUCAUUUGGGACUCUAGACUCAUCUCGUUUACACCUCUAGAGAUUAAGCAAAAUUGGAUAGGAGGAGCAGUAGCAAGCUAUAAGAAUAAGCUAAGAUUCAAUCUGAUUAAUGUUUAUGGUCCCACCCAAAAUAGGGAUAAGGCUCGAGUGUGGAUGGAACUUGAAGAUUUCCUCAGAAAUCACCCAAACGAUGUCUGUAUCAUUGGGGGUGAUUUCAAUGCCAUUACUAGGUUAGAAGAUAAAAGAGGAGGAAGUAGCAGACUUCCUCCAGCAGUUGUCGAUUUCAAUCAUUGGAUCAAUAGGAAUUCCCUGCUGGAAAUCCAGACGACAGAGAAUGCCUUCACCUGGAAUAAUAGAAGGUUAGGUUUCAGUAACAUUGCAGAGAAAUUAGAUAGGUUCUUGAUCUAUGGGGAACUCUUGGAGCUUAAGCACAACAUGGAAGCAGAGCCUUUGCCUUUAUCAGGAUCUGACCACUUUCCACUCCAACUUAAUUUAUUGUCAGACCACUCCCCUAGAAAUUGUCCUUUCAAAUUUGAAAGCAUGUGGUUCCGAGAUGAUAACUUUCUAAACCUUAUUGAGAAUUGGUGGAAAGGCUCUUCAUUCUCAGGAUCAAAGAUGGUUAUUGUUGCAAACAAGUUAAAGCUUAUCAAAAGGAAGCUCUUGGAAUGA
Molecule: messenger RNA, 762 nt
Organism: Cryptomeria japonica (Japanese cedar)
Lineage: Eukaryota; Viridiplantae; Streptophyta; Pinopsida; Cupressales; Cupressaceae
Exons: 1
Coding region: 1-762 (253 amino acids)
Source: RefSeq, a predicted model, not a curated record